Molecule: messenger RNA, 2227 nt
Organism: Pyrgilauda ruficollis (rufous-necked snowfinch)
Lineage: Eukaryota; Metazoa; Chordata; Aves; Passeriformes; Passeridae
Gene: SPTSSA
Product: serine palmitoyltransferase small subunit A
Exons: 2
Coding region: 122-328 (68 amino acids)
Biological process (GO): ceramide biosynthetic process
Cellular component (GO): serine palmitoyltransferase complex
Molecular function (GO): serine C-palmitoyltransferase activity
Source: RefSeq, a predicted model, not a curated record
UGCCGGUGGCCGCGGCUCCCGGGCGCAGGGCGGGGCCGGAGGAGGGCGGUCCCGGCUGCACCGCCCCCGUCUCCGCUCGGCCUGGGCCCAGCGCGGGGCCGGUGGCGGGCGGGGGAGCGCCAUGGCGCUGGGCUCGGCGUGGAAGCAGAUGUCGUGGCUGUACUACCAGUACCUGCUGGUCACCGCGCUCUACAUGCUGGAGCCCUGGGAGCGCACCGUCUUCAAUUCCAUGCUAGUUUCCAUUGUUGGAAUGGCCCUGUACACAGGCUAUGUGUUCAUGCCUCAGCACAUCAUGGCAAUAUUGCACUACUUUGAAAUUGUGCAGUGAUGAAGAACAUGUUUUCAAGAAGUAACCGGGCUUUGAAAUCUGGUCUACAAAGAAGAAUGAGCCUCUUAAGUUUUACCAAGAUUUCUACUGAUGUCCGAAAGACACAAUUAUGACUCUGAAGACUAGGAAAUGAGAUAUGUAGAACAGGGAUGUGAGAUGUCCCCUAUGUUGUGUUCGUUCCCUUUAAUUUUACAAGAUAUGCCCUUGUAUAGUAGUUUUGUCUACUUUAACAUUGUGAUUGUACUUUGAUAUCAGUAUUUUCUUAACUUUGUGACAGUUUCAAUAUUGCACUGUGAAAGCUUUUCUUAAUUGUAAUUUUGAGUAAAUCUUAAUUGCCUUCUAUUUUUAAUCAGAAAGUCAUCUUAUUAAAUGGGGCUUAAAGCUUUUGCUAUUGUAUGGUAUGUAUUUGCCUGGAUAUUUCUAUUAAUGCGUUUUGUAAGAAAACACAUCUAGAUUCAUAUUAGAGACAUGGAUAUAUUCAUCUAAUGCUAUUUACAAAAGUUAGUUUGUAUGACUGAACUCAGGUGUACUGUUUGCUGUCCAAGCCUUGUUCAACAGUUUAUUUGUGCAUAUCACCUACAUUUGGAAUUAGCAAUUAUUUCAAGUUUCUGUAUUCUGCCUGUGGGAGGAGGGAGGGGAGAUGAGGCAUUGAAGCAGAGUGAAGACUGCAUUCAUUAUGUUUGAAGUAGUGCUGUGGUUCUGGACUCUGUCUGGGUGGGGGACAAAUGGACUUUUCUUUACUGGCAUUGGCCCACAUACGACUUUGGGAUAGCACUUUAAAUCUCCUGUUUUUCUAGCUACCAGUUCACUUUUACAGGAUGCUUUAUUAUGUUCCAAUGGCUAUGGUUUCUGCUGAUUUUCACUCAACAGUGUAACUAUGUCUAGGUUUUCAAGGGGUUUUCUAUUGCUGCUAGUGUUCCAAACAUGUUUUCGCUACAAACAACCAAAACAUAGGGAUUUCAAGGGACUUGAGUUACAACUACAGCAAUAAGUAGCUGAAUACUUGGCUGAAGUCCUAUCUUUUUUUUAAUAGGGAUUUUUUUCAGUUUUGUAUUCUGAAAUGUAAGAGGGUAACAACUUUCCUAAGUGCAGAAUUUUUUUGUUGUUGUUGUUGUUUAAAAAAUAAAAGUUAAAAAGCAGAGCUUUGAUGCAAAACUUUCUUGGAGAAGUUAAUGUGUUUCCGAGUGCUGCUUGCUUUUCUCAGAACUUCCCUAAAGUGAUACUUGACCAAAGAACUGUGAUUUUAACGGCCCAGUAAUUGGUACUAUUGCGUCUUUUAUGCAGCGUCUGUUGACAUCAGAAAUUAUAGAUGUACAGUAUCUAGAGAUAAUGUCUUUCAGAUUAUUUCAUUUUCUCAAACGUGUACUCAUGAGAAGAGAGUGCUUUUCCCUGUAUUUAAAAACUUCAUGUGUAUUUGAUUAAAAACCCUGUUGUUUUGGGAACUAAAAACAGUGAGCCUUAAACUUCUUAGAUGAACCUGAGCUUUCCUGAAGUUCGUAGGAGUUUCCCUCUAAUUGAGUGCUUUCACUUCUUAAUAACUGGCCAGCAAAACAUGGGUAGGUUUCUGGGAUCGUGGUUUUUUUGUGGUGUUUUAUUGUGGUUUUAUUUAAAUGUGUCCAGAGUUGUAUGUGAGUGUUUUAAGUGUACAUGGAAAUAAUGAUAAGUUAAUGUACUCUUUUUGAAGUAACAUAGCAUAAAUCCAAUCUCUCUGUGAAUUAAAUCAAUACUUGAUUGUAAUGUUUCUUUGCAAACUACUACCAUGACUGAUAACCUCUUUUUCAGCAGUAGAUAAUGUUAUUUGUAUGAGUGUGAGAAAAUCCCUUCUGUGUGGUGGCAUUAGGAAUGUUAAGCAUGAUUUUUAAUUGUGAAAUGCUUUAUAAAAGUCCUUUGAUAUACUGA